Molecule: messenger RNA, 1089 nt
Organism: Clonostachys rhizophaga
Lineage: Eukaryota; Fungi; Ascomycota; Sordariomycetes; Hypocreales; Bionectriaceae
Source: the annotation of a GenBank genome assembly
AUGGCCACCCAACUAAGCGGACACCCUUCUAACGGUGCCAACGGUACUGUCAACCAUCAGGUCAACGACAAAAUCCCCCCUCCUACCAAGGAGUUCAAAGAUGCUUUCAUUUCGCUUGAUCGCAUUCAAGAGGCACACGACACCCAAUGGCCGCCUCGUCAAAAACUGGAUGUUCCCAUAUUCAAUACCGAUGCUGACCCUGAGGAUGUCAUUGAAGCACUGAGGCGAGUGGGAGGCUGUGUGGUGCGUCAAAUUGUCACUUCCGACUCCCUCGCACAGAUGGAGAAGGACAUUCGACCAGCUCUUGAGGCUGACGUGCCAUGGUCGGCAUCGACAUUCUUCCCGCCCACGACUCGUCGGGCGUUUGGGCUUAUUGGCAAAUCUCGAGCCUUCGCCACAGACAUCAUUGGCAACGAGCUCUACCAAACUGUCUGCGACCGAUUCCUGGCGACCAAGUCCUACCCUUACUACGGGGAUCGCAAUGAGCUUAAUGUGUCUCCUCCCCAAGUCAACAAUACCAUCGCAUUCUCCGUCCGCCCAGGAAACAGUUUCAACCAGCCACUCCAUCGCGACGACGAUAUCCACUAUGCCGACCGUCCCCGCGUGGACAUCUACCCCCAGCCGACCAACUCGCGCGAGUACGGCAUUGGUUUCUUUGUGGCGGGCACCAAGACGACCAAGGCCAACGGCGCCACGCGCUUCAUACCAGGAAGCCACCUCGAGGCGACACUGCAGCCACCAGACGAGGCUUUUGCUCACUACGCCGAGCUAAACCCCGGUGAUGGGUUCAUCAUGCUGUCAAGCUGCUAUCACGGCGGCAGUGCCAACAGGACCGAGGACGAGGAGCGGCUUCUGUUCAGCUGCUUCAUGACUCGAGGAUGGCUGCGCCAGGAGGAAAAUCAGUAUCUUGCUGUGCCACUAGAGACGGCCAAGAAGCUGCCACUCCGUAUCCAGAAGCUGAUGGGUUACGCUACUAGCGAUCCUAUGUUGGGUUGGGUGAACUUCAAGGACCCAUUGGUUGUGUUGGAUCCGAGGAAUGCUAAGCGAGUCGCGCACAAGAAACUAGAGGAAACAACAACCGCAAACUGA